AAUGGCACAGUUCACACUCAAUGUAGAGGACUGAAGGCACUGAACGUGUGACUACAGAUAACUGGCCAUGGUGUUGGCCAUGGCAUCUCAGGAUGUGCACAACUUCUUACAGCCUUUCUCUUCCUGGAUAUCUCGUGUUUAUGAAGCUCUCCAGCAAGCAGGAGAUACAUUAUCAGCUUCAUUUACUAACGUAAGCAAACCAGACUCUCACCUGAGUGGACAGCCAGACCAGGACUUUGAUGAUAUUCAGAUUCAGGAAACUUAUUGUGAAGAGGAAGUUCAAGACAAUGACUGGAGUCAAGAGGACACAAGGUCCUUGUUUCUUGAUGUGGAACAUGACUCAUGUCAUGACAGUGGUUUGCAGGAAUAUGCCCAAAGUUCGGGCACUGAGCUUUGCCAAAAUGCAAAUGCAUCAUAUUGUGUGAUAUCCCAGCGAUCUGAUCAGACUCUGGAUGACCAGAAGUCAACAUACAUACUUUCUUCCAUUGCUGAGGAAGUACGCCCUGAGAAUCAAAAACAUGACCUUCACCAUGGCUUUGACAGCCAACGUCCUGGUGCUUUACAAAAUGGGACUGGAAAAAAUCAAGAUAACGGCUUUGGGGAGGAUGAAGAGCUGUCCACAUCUGGCAGUGAUGAGAUCAUCAAGCAAUUUGAGAUUUCUGUGUCCCGGUCCCAGAGUUUCUGUGCAGUGGCCUCUGAGAAGAGAAAGGAGACAAGAUUGGAGCAGAAGCCAACAUCCAGCCAUUUUGUUUCUACCCAUGAAGAAGGUAGCAUCCGAGAGUCUGCUUGUGAAGAUUUGGAUGGAGCCAGUCAAGUAAGUCACCAUGAGAACCCGUCCUAUGGUGAAGAUCUCUCCAUCACUGCCAGUGUACACUUCCCUUGUAAAAGAGAGGAAAACAGGCUCAAUGGUGCAUCUAACAAAAGCCCCAGUCACCAGUCCACGGAGGAGAGCUUGGAGACAGAGACAGCCUCCAAUGGCCAGGGUCUGGAAGAUCCUUACGCCACUGAUAGCUCAUCCAUGUGGAGUCCGGAGGAGCAUGAUGGAAUCAGUCUGCAGGUGCCAUCUGGAAUCUCAGAGCCCAUCUCAAAGUGUGGUGACCUGGAUGUCCUCUUUGAGUACAGAUCUGUGACACGGAAGCUCACAGUAACGAUUGUGAGAGCACAGGGUCUGCCAGAUAAGGACCGAAGUGGUGUAAACUCCUGGCAAGUUCAUGUAGUACUACUGCCUGGUAAGAAACAGAGGAGCAGGACACGCGUGCAACGAGGGCCCAACCCCAUCUUCGAGGAGAAGGUCAUUUUCACCAAGCUAGAACCCCAAGAUUUGGCUGGCUGUGCUGUGCGCUUCCGCCUGUACGCUGCCCGCAAGAUGACCCAAGAGAGAAUGAUGGGAGAGAAAUUAUUCCAUCUUAGCCACCUGCACCUCACUGAAGGGGAAAUGAAAGUGACUCUGGUUCUGGAGCCAAGAAGUAAUACAAGUGGUCGAGCAACUCUGCUCAGCCCAUCUGCCGUUUCUCACAGUGAUAGUGCUUCAUCCACGCAGUCGCUGGCUCAUGGAGGGGUGCCAGAGCUACUGGUGGGGCUGUCCUACAGCGCCACAACGGGGCGAUUAUCUGUGGAAAUGAUCAAAGGCAGCCAUUUCCGAAACCUCGCUGUUCACCGGGCGCCUGAUACCUACGGAAAACUCUUGCUUCUCAAUUCCGUGGGUCAAGAGAUGUCCCGCUGCAAGACAUCCCUUCGCCGUGGUCAGCCCAAUCCUGUCUACAAGGAGACCUUUGUUUUCCAGGUGGCCCUCUUUCAGCUCUCUGAUGUCACAUUGAUGGUUUCCAUUUAUAACAGGCGUAGUAUGAAGCGUAAAGAGAUGGUUGGCUGGAUUGCCCUGGGCCAAAACAGCAGUGGAGAGGAGGAACAAGACCAUUGGGAGGAAAUGAAGGAAAGCAAAGGCCAGCAGAUCUGCAGAUGGCACACUUUGCUGGAAUCCUAG
Messenger RNA from Ochotona curzoniae (black-lipped pika), 1981 nucleotides. RefSeq names its product synaptotagmin 16 (gene SYT16). NCBI's taxonomy places the organism in Eukaryota, Metazoa, Chordata, Mammalia, Lagomorpha, Ochotonidae. The coding region runs from base 68 to 1981 and encodes 637 amino acids. The record is from RefSeq and is a predicted model, not a curated record. The transcript is spliced from 6 exons.